AUGUGUUUCUACAAAACCUGUAUCAGACCUGUAACAGAAUAUGCGUUUCAGACUUUCCAUGAUGGUCUUCCUCGCUACCUCUCUGAAGAGCUAGAAACAAUUCAGCGACGAGCUCUUAAGAUAAUCUCACCCGCCCUGAACUAUGAGCAAGCUCUUAAUGAACACAGCAUGACGACCCUUCACCAACGGCGCAAAGACCUGACAGAGCAGCUCUUCAAAGAAAUUAAUGAUGACACAGUCCAUCGAUGGGUGCUCACAUCUCAUGAGAGAGCUGCCGUAACUCAAGCUUGCCGUAAGAUUGCUGGAAUUGCUGAUGAAGAUGAUGCUGGAUCUGUAAUCAAAGAAAUGGGAGAAUCUCCAUCAGGAAUAAGAGCAAGCGACUACUUUGGACCAAUGCUUGUGAAGCAAGGACGAUCAACAGUCAAGAGUGACAAGGUGAUAAGGUUAAUCCCUAAAACUCUCCGCCAUUUGAAAAUCCUUGACAGCUUAGAACAAGCUGAACCAGAGAAGUAUGAUUUUUGGACGUUUCCAGGAUCCAUCGGUAAAUCAGUUGACAUUCAUAUCAAAUCAAUGGAUUACGGAAACUUUACCAAGUUUCUAGAUGGUCACGGCAUCAAAUAUGAAACACUACUGUACGACAUACAACGUGUCAUCGAUCAUCAAAACGACCUUCCAGUCAAUGCAAACGAUGCGACAACAGAUUGGUAUAGAAAAUAUCAUCAUUUUGAAGAGAUAGUUGACAAGAUCCAUCACCUUGUCAAAGAGAACAAGAACAAAGCCAAAGUUGAAUUGUUCAGUAUUGGAAAAUCAGUCAGGAACAAAGAACUAUGGACCGUGAAGAUUAAAGGUGCUCCGUCUYCAAAUAAAGCUAUCAUAUUCAUCAAUUGCGGYAUUCAUGCGCGCGAGUGGGUGAGCCCUCCUACGUGUAUAUACAUGAUUGACCAGUUGAUCAAUGGAUACGGCAAGAGUGGUAAAGAUGAUGUUACAGAGAUUUUAGACAAGAUGGACUUUGUCAUUCUACCAGUACURAACCCAGAUGGCUAUGCUUUUUCUUGGCAACCGAAACGGAGAUUUUGGAGGAAAAAUAGACGACCAAGACCUAGAGGACGCGUCUUUAGGUCAGUGUAUUGCUAUGGAGUUGACCUGAACCGAAAUUUUCCCGACCACUGGGACAAACCAGUUGGCUCCAAGUUUGCACAAUUCAUGAAUCGUUUUCCAUGUUCACCAAUAUACCAUGGACCUCGGAAAGAGUCGGAGAUAGAAAUCCAGUCGGUUGUAGAUUAUUUAACGAAGCUCAAACAGGAAGACAAUCUCAUGGCCUACUUUGACAUUCAUUCAUACAGUCAAAUGUGGAUGUUACCAUUUGGGUUUACCAAAGAACGUCCUCCCGACUAUGACGAACAGAGGAGAGUUGGUCUUGAAGGAAUAAAAGCCAUCUACAAACAGAGUGGGAAAAUGUAUGAACUGGGGAGCUCGUCAAGACUUUUGUAUAAAACUACUGGCACGACCAAAGAUUUCGUUUAUGAUMAACUCAAGGUCCCGUAUACAUACGUUCUUGAAUUGCGUGAUAAGGGAAGGCAUGGUUUUGUUUUGCCAGCCAGCSAGAUCCUACCAACAGCUCAAGAAAUCUUUCAAGGCAUCAAGGCCGCUGUUAAAGCAAUGAAUCCAUCUUAUAAGACAAAAUUAUGACGUGCAUUAAUACAAAGCUCAUGCUGAAUGCUGAAUAUUUAAAUUGCAUUUAAUUAUCCCUAUGUUAGUCUAUAAUUUUUCAAUAAGGCGAUAAGAGGUUCGGAUUCAAUACUCCAAUUUCGAGUUCUGGUUUGCUCUGUGUUAUUUGCCUCAAAACGAAGUAACAUAUUCUAUAUUGUUUCAUUGAUAGSCCGAGAAAACGCAUGGAAUUUGAAAAGAAAGACAAUGGAAUGGACACUUUUAUUCUCGCAAUUAGGAAUAUUUUGCGCACAAAUGAGGCUAACACAGAGCAUUGGAGAAUUCGAAACUGRAUUAUUCCUAGGGACCUCACGACCUCGUUCUUGAUCGUGCGAAAACAAAUAUAUUUGAGAAUUAAGUUCAUCCAAUAUUCAGCUAAUAGYUCACGGUCAACCCCUUUGUUGGGCUCCACACACAAUUUCACACUAUCUAUGCCCAGCAUUUUUUGGCAAGGGACAGGAAGCCCAACAAUUAAAAGGGUAGGCAGUGAAAGGACACAGUGACGGAUUUAGGGGAGGGGCCGGGGGAGGGAGGAAUUAAAUUCUAAUCUUCUAAAAUGAAAAAUAACAAAUGAAUCUGCUAGUUUCCUAAUCAACUAGCUAAUUUUAGAUCAGAUUUGUCUUGCUUUCAGUGGUGGUCUUUUGAAACGUUUUUAAAAUAAUUCACAUCAUAAAAAGCGAGAUCUAAAGUCCAAAAAAGGACUGGGAACUAUGACGUAACACCAAUGUGUUUCUCGCGUUUAUGUUAAGCACCAAUUUGAUCCUGGGUGGUUUUUGCAGUGGCCUUCUAGAUUUUCCUUUUUAAACCGCACCCUGGUCUGUACUUCUCGACCGCGGACUAGACCACAUUGUCAGCUAAUAAGACAAAAGGCAAGUCUUCUCAAUUAAUAAACGAGUUAAAAACUACCAUUGAAUUGCAGGAURCAUUUCAUUUCACAAUAACUAGUUAUAGAAAUACGUCGUACUUUAAUUCCUGAUUUAACUCUGAUCAUGAAAAUAGUAUAAUUUAUUAUAUAAUUAUAUACUACCUUUGAAAGUCAGACAAUGCUAAGUCCUUUUUUCUAAAUUCAUAACUAGAUAUAGGGCACUCUUACUUCAGACCUUUUUCCCUAAUUCCUUGAUACACAAAGGAAAGCAUCCAAGGAAUGUCUUCUCUAACAAAAUGAGACUUUUUCAAAAAAUUAAAGACGUCCAGUUUAUUCAAAGAAUUAAAGAAUCGUAAUUUAAUAUCGACAAUAUAUGAAAAAUAGGAACAAGAGAAACAUCAAGGCAGUGACAAAAAAAAUUUAUCUGAUUGUUCGCCUUGCGUGAUGACCUGGGACAAGGUGAAGGCCCUGCUCGCGAGGAAAGCUUGAAGACUGGCAACGCUGGAGCACGGCUUGGUUGCUGUGCAAUACUCCAAUUUCGAGUUCUGGUUUGCUCUGUGUUCGCCUCAAAACCAAGUAACAUAUUCUUUUGUUUCAUUGAUAGCUCGAGAAAACGC
This is a messenger RNA of Exaiptasia diaphana, 3189 nucleotides long. RefSeq names its product carboxypeptidase B. Gene Ontology annotation, biological process: proteolysis. NCBI's taxonomy places the organism in Eukaryota, Metazoa, Cnidaria, Anthozoa, Actiniaria, Aiptasiidae. Gene Ontology annotation, molecular function: zinc ion binding; metallocarboxypeptidase activity. The record is from RefSeq and is a predicted model, not a curated record. The transcript is spliced from 12 exons. The coding region runs from base 1 to 1689 and encodes 562 amino acids.